Molecule: messenger RNA, 1217 nt
Organism: Tachysurus vachellii
Lineage: Eukaryota; Metazoa; Chordata; Actinopteri; Siluriformes; Bagridae
Gene: gadd45aa
Product: growth arrest and DNA-damage-inducible, alpha, a
Exons: 4
Coding region: 114-590 (158 amino acids)
Biological process (GO): regulation of cell cycle
Cellular component (GO): nucleus; cytoplasm
Source: RefSeq, a predicted model, not a curated record
UGAGAAAGGGACCAGAGCGACUGGAGACUCUGUGGAGAGAAGCUGCGUGUGUUAGCGUGAAAAUAUACAGCUUUUUUUCCUUUUCAUUCGUACUGGAUUUCUUGACAAACAACAUGACAUUUGAAGAGCUGAAUGGAGAUUAUAGUUCUGUCGAAAGGAUGGAUUUGGUCUCUAAAGCCCUUGAGGAAGUCCUCGCUUCUGCCUUACGCCAAGGCUGGGUUACAGUCGGAGUUUAUGAAUCUGCGAAGGCACUGAAUGUAGACCCGGAUAAUGUGGUGCUGUGCGUCCUGGCCACAGACGACGAGGACGUGAAGGACGUGGCCUUGCAGAUCCACUUUACUCUCAUCCAGGCCUUCUGCUGCGAGAAUGACAUCAACAUACUGCGUGUGAACAACACCAGGCGCCUAGCCAAGAUCUUGGGAGGACCCGAGAAACAAGGAGGCGAGCAAAUAGACCUGCAUUGCAUCCUAGUCACCAGCCCACGUGCAUCUUCAUGGAAGAACCAGGCAUUGUGGAAAGUACAUCGCUUCUGUCACGAGAGCCGCUGCAUGGACCAGUGGGUCCCCGUCAUCAACCUCCCUGAACGAUGAGAAAAAAAACUUUAACUGAACAAAACAAUAAAACAUAUACUUCAAAAAAAUAACAAAACGUUAUAAAACUCCUGAGUACGGCCGAUCUUGGAACUCGAUCUCAGCCUGCUCUCGUGGAGGAGGAGGAGUGUUUUUCUCCAGUAACCCAUGUCAAGAUGACUCAGCUGGUUUUUUAUUUUUGCUUUCGGAGAAAGGGAGGACACCGAGCUGGAGAGGAAAAAAAAGAAGCGUCUGUGCUGAGCAGUGAGACUCGCACGUAAAGGAUUUCUGUGUAGGAAGUGUGGAUUCAGGACGAGGCCGAUGGAGCCGCUACACUGAUCAUUUUCUCAGAAUUCUUAAUGUUUGUGUUAUAUACAGAUUAUUAUUAUUAUUAUUAUUAUUAUUAUUAUUAUUAAUAUUAAUGGUAUUAUUGUGAAAACUAUUUAUACCUGGAUAUAUAUUUUUAAAAAUGUGAUGGAUUCAGUUAUUUUUUUUUUUGUGAGAUAAUCACUCAUUUUCUAGUCCUUAAAUUAUUGCAUAUUAUUCACAGCAAAAAGUAUUUAUGCUAAUUCCUUUUUAUACUCAGACUUGUGAUUGGUUACAGAAGUAUUUUGUGAUGAAAUAAAAUAUAUUUUGAAAAGAAAAAAA